GGCCGACUGGUUCCUCCUGGACAGCCGGAGCAUCCGCCACGCUGCCCUCGGCUUGUUCUGCUGCGGGGUCUCCGUCUACCUGACAGCUCUGGCCAUCUACAUGCUGCUGCUGUUCGAGCUCGAGGCCGGCAUCGCCAGCGCCUGCAUCCUCUGCUCCGGCAUCCUGGUGCUGCUGCUGGCCGUGACGCACGCGCUGCUCCGCGCCUCCCGCAUCGCGCGCCGCGCCGAGGCCUCGCACACCCUGUACGAGAACGACUCUGCGCAGGGCGCCGAAGCCCCCGGCGACGACCCGAGCAGCAAGAGCACGGCCGUGUCCCGGCCCGAGAUCCACCGGGAAUUCUCCUUCCCUCCUUUCCUGGAGCGCAAGGCCCAGCCGGACUCCGCAGGCGGCAGCGACCUGAGCUCCGCAGGGAAUGGCCAGCCCUGGAACGGCGUCGCGCAGGAGAUGAGGAAUGUCCUGUCAUCCCGCAGACCCGCGGCCUCGGGGAAGGAUUCCACGCUGGUGUGA
This is a messenger RNA of Tinamus guttatus (white-throated tinamou), 508 nucleotides long. The record is from RefSeq and is a predicted model, not a curated record. NCBI's taxonomy places the organism in Eukaryota, Metazoa, Chordata, Aves, Tinamiformes, Tinamidae.